GGCUGGCCUCGAACUCACAGAGAUCCGCUUGCCUCUGCCUCUGGGAUUAAAGGCUUGUGCCACCACUGCCUGGCUUGUGUGCAUUCGAAACAUUCUCUGCAUAGACUCAAGGUUGCAGAACCAGGCUGCUACCCAGAGCCAGCACACUGAGGAUUCCCAUAGGCUGUCUCUCAUCCCAACAGUGUCUGCUGUGCUUGGAAGAGCGGAAGAGGGACACAGGCACGAGGUCCCAGGAAUAUAGCUGCCGAGUGAAUCCAGGGUGGCUAGGGUUAGAAAAGCUGCCUGGGAGAGGGUCUCUGCCCGGUGGGUGGAACUCAGGCUGUCCUCUGAGCUCCCCCUCCCCAUCAGUCCUGACUGUCUCCCACGUGGUCCAGCGCCCCAGCUCUGGGCUGCCCUGUGCUCCUGUGUCAAAGGCUCGAGCACUCAGGGCCACCGCCAGUGGUGGUUUCUGGAGAAUUUCAGCGCUGGCCAGCAGAAGCAGCCCCAGGUGUGCUGGAAGCCAAAGAAAACAGGAGGUACCCCAGCCAGGCAGGGAGUGUGCCCGGGAACCUCCACCCUCCCUCGGCUGAGCUGUUCUCCCUUCUCCCACUCUGCGACAAGUUGGGCCUCAAGACGUUGGCACUGCCUUUGCUAGCCUCCCCCUGCUCCAGUUGGAGCCCCGACACCUCUGAGUGACAGUGUAGCCUAGGCUGCCUCUUGAAGGAUGGGAGCUGUUGUCUUCCUGUGUCCCCACUAGCUACCUAGCAGGGAACUUGACUCAGGAUGGGCAGAUUUAUGUAACACAGAUCUAGACACACAUCCUCCAACACCCCCUCACUGGAGCACCACUGAUCUAAGGCCCUUUUUAGUCUUUGUCCCUAGGCCGCUUCCUCCAGGCAGCCCCCUAUGACUUCCUAUUGGAACAACAACUCUUUCUGGGACUCUGGCUUGGCUUAUAGUGGCCCCAGAUGGCUCAGUCCCUUCCCUGACUCCGGCUUCUAUGUAACAGACUGAGUCGGGACUCCUGGCCCUGAGGUGACUGCCCAGGAAGGAGGAUUUUUCAGUUCCCAGCCAUUUUUAUUUUUGUGAUUGACUGUCUCCCCAGCGGCUGGGGAGCAAAGCUGGGUACAGAACCCCAGGGAAGCAGAGGUUCCCUUCCCUACUCCAUUGUUUCCUCGACAGUGCAAAAGGGGAAACUGAGUCACAGACACCGUUUCCUGGUGAUUCUGUUUCUUUGGAAGUACUGGGACUGGAGUCCAGGACGUUAUACUCUCAAAGUUUCCUGCAGACGCCCGCUGAGCCACGCCCAUGGGGCCUUUUGCAGGGUUCAGAAAUGUGGACUGUAAGAACCUGAGUGUGUUGGUUCGAACUUUUCUAUCACUUGUGACUCUGUUUCUCCAAAUGUUAUACCGUCUUACAUACAGCCGGCACCCGAUGGUGAACGGGAGUGCGAGUGGGGAGCCCCACUUGACUCCCUGAGGCUCAUCCCUCUUUCUCCUCAGACUCCAUCAUGUCCUGACCAAUCGUAGGUCAUUCCGCGGGGCCGUGGGGCGCGGCCCUGAAUGCAGAGUCUGGCCUGUUUACCUUGUGGCGGACUCUGGGCAGGACCGCGGGGGCUGUCCCGGCCGGGCGCGGGAAUAAAUAGGGCAUCGGCUGAAGGGCGCCAACAGCAGCUGCAGCUCCGUCGUCAUGGGCCCCACCGCCUGCGUUCUAGUGCUCGCCCUGGCUGCCAUGCGUGCGACCGGACAGGGCCAGAUCCCUCUGGGUGGAGACCUGGCCCCACAGAUGCUGCGAGAACUUCAGGAGACCAACGCGGCGCUGCAGGAUGUGAGGGAGCUGUUGAGACAGCAGGUCAAGGAGAUCACGUUCCUGAAGAAUACGGUGAUGGAAUGUGACGCGUGCGGGAUGCAGUCCGCGCGCACUCCGGGCCUGAGCGUGCGGCCUGUAUCGCUCUGCGCUCCGAGCUCCUGCUUCCCUGGCGUGGUCUGCACGGAGACGGCGAACGGCGCGCGCUGCGGCCCCUGCCCUCCCGGCUACACUGGCAACGGCUCUUACUGCACCGACGUUAAUGAGUGCAACGCUCACCCCUGUUUCCCGCGCGUGCGGUGCGUCAAUACCAGUCCUGGCUUUCACUGCGACGUCUGUCCGCAUGGGUACAGCGGCCCCACCCACGAGGGCGUGGGGCUGGCCUUCGCCAAGACUAACAAACAGGUUUGCACGGAUAUUAACGAGUGUGAGACCGGGCAACACAAUUGCGUCCCAAACUCCGUGUGUGUCAACACCCGGGGCUCCUUCCAGUGUGGCCCCUGCCAGCCCGGCUUCAUGGGUGACCAGACGUCAGGCUGCCAGCGGCGUGGGCAGCGCUUCUGUCCGGAUCGGUCACCCAGCCCGUGCCAUGAGAAAGCGGACUGCGUCCUGGAGCGCGAUGGUUCGAAGUCGUGCGUGUGUGCCAUCGGCUGGGCGGGCAACGGGCUCCUCUGCGGCCGCGACACGGACCUGGAUGGUUUCCCGGACGAGAAGCUGCGCUGCUCAGAGCGUCAGUGCCGCAAGGAUAACUGCAUGACCGUGCCCAACUCGGGGCAGGAGGACGUGGACCGCGAUGGCAUCGGAGACGCUUGCGACCCGGACGCGGACGGGGAUGGAAUCCCCAACGAGCAGGACAACUGCCCGCUGGUUCGAAACCCAGACCAGCGCAACUCGGACAGCGAUAAGUGGGGAGAUGCUUGUGACAACUGCCGGUCACAGAAGAAUGAUGACCAGAAAGAUACAGACCAGGAUGGCCGGGGUGAUGCCUGUGACGAGGACAUUGAUGGAGACCGAAUAAAAAAUGUAGCUGACAACUGUCCCAGGGUGCCCAACACUGACCAGAGUGACAGCGAUGGUGAUGGUGUUGGAGAUGCCUGUGACAACUGUCCCCAGAGAGACAACCCGGAUCAGAGAGAUGUGGAUCACGACUUUGUGGGUGACGCCUGUGACAGUGACCAGGACCAGGAUGGGGAUGGACACCAGGAUUCCUGGGACAACUGCCCCACAGUGCCCAACAGCGCCCAGCAGGACUCGGAUCACGAUGGCAAGGGCGAUGCUUGUGAUGAUGAUGACGACAAUGAUGGCGUCCCUGACAACCAGGACAACUGCCGCCUGGUGCCCAACUCGGGCCAGGAGGACAGUGACAGGGAUGGCGUGGGUGACGCGUGUCAGGGCGACUUUGACGCUGACAAGGUCGUAGACAAGAUCGACGUGUGCCCCGAGAAUGCGGAGGUCACUCUCACCGACUUCAGGGCCUUCCAGACGGUCGUGCUGGAUCCCGAGGGGGACGCGCAGAUUGAUCCUAACUGGGUGGUGCUCAAUCAGGGAAUGGAGAUCGUGCAGACCAUGAACAGCGACCCUGGCCUAGCUGUGGGUUACACAGCCUUCAAUGGCGUCGACUUCGAGGGCACAUUCCACGUGAACACGGUCACUGAUGACGACUAUGCUGGCUUCAUCUUCGGCUACCAAGAUAGCUCGAGUUUUUACGUGGUCAUGUGGAAACAGAUGGAGCAGACAUACUGGCAGGCCAAUCCCUUCCGGGCAGUGGCCGAACCAGGGAUCCAGCUCAAGGCAGUCAAGUCCUCCACGGGGCCUGGGGAACAGCUCCGAAAUGCACUGUGGCACACGGGGGACACAGCAUCCCAGGUGCGGCUGUUGUGGAAGGACCCUCGUAAUGUGGGCUGGAAGGAUAAGACAUCCUACCGCUGGUUCCUGCAGCACCGGCCUCAAGUUGGCUACAUCAGGGUGCGGUUCUAUGAGGGUCCUGAGCUAGUGGCUGACAGCAACGUGGUGCUGGACACGGCCAUGCGUGGUGGUCGCCUGGGCGUCUUCUGCUUCUCCCAAGAGAACAUCAUCUGGGCUAACCUGCGCUACCGCUGCAAUGAUACACUCCCUGAGGACUACGAGAAUCACCAGCUGCAGAGGGCCUAGGGAACUCAAGUAGGGCACUGCUGCCUGAUGAACUGUGGUAGCCUGAGCUACAGGUGUCUGUGGGGCUGGCAUCACUCUGGAGGGGUGCCUGGCCUGGGGAGGAAAGGCUAAUAAAAUAUGAAUGUGGGGGA
Messenger RNA from Myodes glareolus (Bank vole), 4067 nucleotides. The record is from RefSeq and is a predicted model, not a curated record. Lineage: Eukaryota; Metazoa; Chordata; Mammalia; Rodentia; Cricetidae.